Messenger RNA from Conger conger (European conger), 2358 nucleotides. RefSeq names its product FAM20B glycosaminoglycan xylosylkinase (gene fam20b). Gene Ontology annotation, cellular component: Golgi apparatus. The transcript is spliced from 8 exons. Gene Ontology annotation, molecular function: phosphotransferase activity, alcohol group as acceptor. The record is from RefSeq and is a predicted model, not a curated record. NCBI's taxonomy places the organism in Eukaryota, Metazoa, Chordata, Actinopteri, Anguilliformes, Congridae. Gene Ontology annotation, biological process: protein phosphorylation. The coding region runs from base 483 to 1712 and encodes 409 amino acids.
GCUCUUAGAAGCUUAUCGCUCUGUAGUGGAUAGCUACCACCAGGUUUAAUUUCGGUGAAAUUCGGUGGCAUGGCGAUGAUGGUAUAGCUGUACAACGCCAGUCGAUUCGAUGCAUGACAAGUAUAAUGUGUGUGUGUGUUCACUUUAAGGGAUGAGGCGGCGUGGAAUUUCUGCAUGAGGAAGUGUGUAUACGGGAGUGAGGGAGGAAUAUCGGAUGAUAGGAAAGAAAAUCGAAUGGUGAAUGUGAGACAUAUGAGCGAUUCAGUAAAAACCACAAUUUUGUACAUUGCCCAAAGAUUUUUGGACAUUCUGGCUCCACAACGGUGACGAAAGCUGUGGACAGCAGACCGGGGACAGCCAGAGCAAGAUUUGGAAAGCAGGUCCUGGUUACCCAUCACAGGGGGGGACGGCCGAGUUCAGUGCCAUGUCCCAGGGUUAAGGCCACGGCGGUAAGAGUCAGAGAGCCAGGAGCGGUCAGAAAUAUGAAGCUGAAGCAGCGCGUGGUGGUGCUAUGUGCUGUUCUGCUGCUGCUGGGACUGGCCAAGGUCUUCCUGCUGGACGGGGGCGAGGGCUCGGCUGCCAGUCGGCGAGACUUGCGCGCCUUCAGAAAGAUGGAGGCCGGGCUGCAGCUGGCCAAGGGGGCACGGCUCACACACACUCUCCAAUCACCCUGGGAGGUGGCGGCGCAGUGGGUGGGGCCCAGGGAGGUGUACCCAGAUGACACCCCAGAGAUGGCAGCAGUGCUCACAGCCCUGGUGACCGCCCGGGUGGAGAGGGCUGACGUGGGCUACAAGGGCACCCAGCUGAAGGCCCUCUUAGUGCUUGAUGGGGGACAGAAGGUGGUCUUUAAGCCCAAGAGGUAUAGUCGAAAUUAUGUGGUAGAGGGGGAGCCGUACGCAGGCUACGACAGACACAAUGCUGAGGUGGCAGCUUUUCACCUGGACAGGAUCCUUGGUUUCAGAAGAGCUCCCCUAGUGGUAGGGAGGUUUGUGAAUCUGCGCACAGAGAUCAAACCAGUGGCCACAGACCAGUUGCUGAGCACCUUCCUUAUGCAAGGGAACAACACGUGCUUCUAUGGGAAGUGUUACUACUGCCGCGAGAGUGAGCCGGCGUGCGCAGAAGGUGAGGUGAUGGAGGGCUCUGUCACCCUGUGGCUCCCGGACGUGUGGCCCCUGCAGAAGCACAGGCACCCCUGGGGACGCACCUACAGAGAGGGCAAACUGGCCAGGUGGGAGUAUGAUGAGAGCUACUGUGAAGCGGUUAAGAAGAUGCCCCCUUACGACGCAGGACCCAGGCUGCUGGAUGUCAUCGACACCGCUAUCUUUGACUACCUUAUAGGGAAUGCUGAUCGGCAUCAUUACGAGAGUUUCCAGGACGACGGAGGCGCGAGCAUGCUCAUUCUUCUGGAUAAUGCUAAAAGUUUUGGGAAUGCAGCCCUUGAUGAGCGGAGUAUUCUGGCCCCUCUGUACCAGUGUUGCAUGAUACGCGUGUCCACGUGGAACCGGCUGAACCUGCUGCGGAGUGGGGCCCUGAGCUCCGCCAUGCGGCAGGCCUCGGCCCACGACCCCACGGCCCCCGUGCUGGCCGAGCCCCACCUGGCCGCCCUGGACCGCCGGCUCGUGGGCAUCCUGGCCACUGUGCGUCAGUGCAUAGAAACCCAGGGCCUGGACAGCACCCUGAUCGAGGACCGCAUGAACCUGCCGCACCCCUAGAGACGGACACUGCAGGAGGGGGGGCAGCUGGCCGUGGCCGGAGGGGCGGGACGCUGCCUCAGUGGAUCGCACUGACUGACAAUCCGGAGGAAACCUCAUCCUGACCAGCAAAGCGGACGCUUUUCAAAGCACCCUGAUUCUCACCCCUGCUGUUACACCGACGCUACAAAACCCCAUGUGCCAGGAUGACUGCUGGCAGUAAACUUUUAGAAACGAGUAGCUGGUGUUUGGAGGUUCUCUCCAUAGGCAGAGAGCGUGGAGGGGCAAAUGCCAAAGUCUGAUUCGUGGGGUGUCAUCUGAAAAGACCCGCUGGUGGAAUGGUCAGAGACGACACGGUGGGCGAGGGGAGUCUGUAGCCUCAGGUCUAAGGGUUUGUGCCCCCAGUGACAUGUGCUUGUGCCAGAUGGAAAUCUCUGCAGACAGAAAGCAGGAGGUCUGUGGAGGGGACACAUUGGGGGGGAGGAGUUCUCCCAUCUUGUGAAUGAGAAGUUACAAACUGAACCUACGAACCAAACAUGUACAGAGAAAAUUGUGAAAUAAUAUUAAUGAGGAUUAUAAUAAUGAGAAUAUAAUAUUAAAAGAAACCUAAUGUAGUGUCAGAUUUAUUUACAGUACUGUAUAUUGGAAUGGGGUUUGGUUACGGACU